AUGAUGGAAGUGGACAGCACUGACAACGCCGUCGAGGAGGCCCCCAAGAAGGCACGUUUCGAGAUCAAGAAGUGGUCGGCGGUUGCACUCUGGAGCUGGGACAUCGUCGUCGAUAACUGUGCCAUUUGUCGCAAUCACAUCAUGGAUCUGUGCAUCGAGUGCCAGGCGGAUCAAUCACGCGGCACCAACGAGGAGUGCACCGUCGCUUGGGGAUCGUGCAACCACGCCUUUCACUUUCACUGUAUUUCCCGAUGGUUGAAGACGCGUCAAGUCUGCCCAUUAGACAAUCGCGAUUGGGAAUUCCAGAAAUACGGGCAU
Mesorhabditis belari is the source of this 318-nucleotide messenger RNA. The record is from the annotation of a GenBank genome assembly. NCBI's taxonomy places the organism in Eukaryota, Metazoa, Nematoda, Chromadorea, Rhabditida, Rhabditidae.